Molecule: messenger RNA, 4709 nt
Organism: Pygocentrus nattereri (red-bellied piranha)
Lineage: Eukaryota; Metazoa; Chordata; Actinopteri; Characiformes; Serrasalmidae
Gene: ugl
Product: malate synthase-like
Exons: 16
Coding region: 654-2363 (569 amino acids)
Biological process (GO): glyoxylate cycle
Cellular component (GO): cytoplasm
Molecular function (GO): malate synthase activity
Source: RefSeq, a predicted model, not a curated record
CGCCACCGAGCGAGUCCGCAAUAAAUGGUGGUGAAUGCAACAAAACGAGGUUUUUAACCACUUAUCCGUGGACCGUCCUUUAGUUUUGGAAAGUCGAAGGAUGCGUUUCGCGAAAAGGCAAAUAAAACAAACCUGUACAGCAAACGUGUUUUGGGCAGCAAGACGCUGAUUGUUUGGCGUUACGGCUACUGAGAGCUGAUUGGUUAGUAGUGGUUAGUAAGGCAUUUCUCCUCACUACAAGUUCUCUGACUGUCCCACUGUACUGGAUUGUGUCUCAAAUGGCUCUGUACUCUUAUAUGGUGCACCAUAUGAGUUAUGACUUUAUUAUUUAAGUAGUUAGUGCUCUGUAUGUCCAGUUGGGAAUGUGGCCGAACCCCAAACGGCUCACUGUUAGACAUAUUACGCGCUGUUGGAUCCUAAUUUAAUGUAGUGCACUACGUAGGGAGUAGGGAGCCAAUUAAGACUCAGCUGCAGUGCGAUUAUAUGCUAAGCAACUGUGUAAGGGUGAGGCCUAUUGGCCGUGUCCCUUUUACCAAACAAUGUACAGUUCUGAUGGCACUAUAAUAAAAAGCAAAGUAUUACUUAAAGAAAGGUCCUCCCUGUAGAGUACGGAGAACAUAGUCUACGGUUACAAGAAAGUCAUCCAAGGUUCAAUGACCUUACCAAAGUCCAGCUCAAGAGGAACUGAACGGCUGAGGAGAAUGCUGGCACCCAGAGGUGUAGAUGUGGAGCCUCCUCCUGCGGUGCUGCAGCUGGAGUUUCAGACCCUUUUCACCACUGAGGCGCUGCAGUUUCUGUCCGAUUUAUGCACCACAUUCCAACCAGAGGUUGACAGGGUCCUUAAGCUAAGAACUCUCCGGAAGGUUCAGCUGGACUUGACAGGUGAGCUGCCAGGAUUCAGAGAGGACACGGCCCACAUCCGCAACGACCCCACCUGGAGAGUCAGUCCUGUGCCUUCCCGACUGCAGUGCAGACAUGUGGACAUUGGUGACCUUUCACCCUGUGACACGCACCGUUUCAUUCAGGGCCUCAGAUCCAAAGCCCAAGGAAUACAAGUAGAUUUCGAUGAUGGCAACUGUCCAACGUACUACAAUCAGAUAAAAGGCAUUUAUAAUGUUUACCAGGCUGUGCGCAACCAGUUUCAUGCUACACCUCCUAUAUCUCAGGCCCCGGUUCUUAUGCUACGUCCCCGUGCAUGGAACAUGGUGGAGCACAACAUGAUGGUACAUGGUCAGGAGAUUCCUGGUCCACUCUUUGAUUUUGGCCUGCUCAUGUUCCAUAAUGCAAAGCUGUUGCUGGAGAGCCAGAGUGGCCCCUUUUUCUACCUUUCCAAGGUUGAGAGCCACCUGGAGGCAAAACUGUGGAAUCAGAUUUUUCUCUGGACAGAGUAUAAGCUGGAUCUGCCGGUGGGCAGUGUAAAGGCGACCGUUCUGAUAGAGUGUGUACUGGCCUCGUUUGAAAUGGAGGAGAUCCUGUAUGAGCUCAGAGAGCACUCUGCUGGUUUAAACUGCGGCAUCUGGGACUACUCUGCUUCCUUUGUCAACAAACUCGGUCACAGGGCUGACUUCCUGCUCCCUGACCGCAGCAAGUAUGUCAACAUGGAGAAGCGCUUCCUGCGCAGCUACAUGGAUCUGCUGGUGAAGACGUGCCAUCGCAGGGGCGCCUUGGCAACCGGUGGCAUGGCAGCACUGCUAUUGCCCAGAGACGAGCAGAGUGUCCUUUACAAGACCAUAGUGACCACUGUCACCAGACUAAAGCUACUGGAAAUCCAAGCUGGAGUCGAUGGCUUCAUGGUGUAUGACAUGGACUUGAUUGAGCCCAUGCAAAAACUGUUCCAGCUCCAUUCUCAAGGAAAGAACCAGCUCCAGCAGCUGCGGGAUGACCUCACCGUGAGCCCUGACGACCUGCUCACUAUGCCAGCGGGUGGAGUGACACUGUAUGGGCUGAAGUACAAUAUUGCUGUGGGUGUGCUAUUCAUCGAAGCCUGGCUUUCAGGUAGAGGGCAUUUCUUCUAUAAGGGGCAGGUGGAGGACUCGGCCACUGCAGAGAUCUCCCGAUCUCAGGUGUGGCAGUGGAUUCGGCACCAGGUGAAACUGGAGGAUGAUGGGAGAGCAGUGACCCGUGGGUUGGUCAGGAGCUUGGCACAAAGCAUGCAGGAUGAUCUGUGGGCAGCAACGCGUUGUCAGACACAACGAGAUGAAGAGAGGUUGGCCACAGCCCUGUCCAUGUUUCUGGAGGUAGUUCAAAAGAGUGAUUUCCCAGAGUUCCUCACUACCUACUUGUACCUGGACCACACCUUCCUGAGCUCGCAGCGUCUACAUGAGGAAAGAGCGGAUGAAGGACAUUACAAGGCCAGGCUUUAAUUACUAACCCAUGUCAGUCAUUUGUAUUCGUCUGCAGGUGACUUGACUCACCAAAAUGUUGGGUCCUGUUACUAAAAUAGCCCAUUAAAGACCUCAAAUGUGACUGAGGCGAAUCUGGAUAAAAUGAAUAAAAUAAAGAACAAGCAAUGUCAGAAAAAGGGUCCUGUACAGGUACGUUUUUGUCACCCAAAGUACAGACAAUGUAAAUAUGCCCUUAAAAGGUUCUUCACCUACAUUUGUGUACCUAAAAUGAAUUGUAAAGGUAUGUUAGACUGACUUUCCCUGGGGAAUGGUGCAUAUUUGUUCCUGAUAGUGUCUGGACAUUUGUCAGUUGUGCAGUUUUUGCAAUGUUCAGCUGAAUUGUAUGGGGAAACAGUCUUGGUCAGUUUGUUUGUCGGUGCCCACUUCCCUCUCUUCCACUGUCAAUUUUAGGUCAGCUGCAUCAUUUAGUAUAUUCACAAGUUUAUGGAUUUUUUUAAACAUUAAUUAAUUAACACAAGUCACAUGGUUGCUUCAAAAUGAAUCACUCGCCCUGAAUUCUUUAAAGUCCAGAAAGCUUCUAAAAAAAGGCAGAAUAUGUCAUUUUUCCUUCACCUUUAAGUAGAAGUGUUCCUGCUGUGAGAACCCAUCAAACUUCAGAUCAAACAACUGUUACUUUGACAAAAAACACCAACAAAAACAGCAUCACAGCUGCUGAACUAACAUUAUCAUGGAUUUAAGCACUUUAUCAGCUGCUCAUCACAGGGAUGAUCAGUUGUCUGAUUUUCAAUUCACCAAAACCUCUGAGCUCGUUUUGAAGAACAAAAUACUGGUGCCAUCUUGGAUCCUGUGGCAGCAUUAAGGCUACCUAUUGGCAUAAUACCAAAACCAACUGCCUCCUGAGAUUAUGACUGAUUAUUUAUGGGAAGAGAAGCCAAAUCAAAAUAAGUGUGCAUACAGUUGUAUGCAAGCACAGUGGAAGUCCUGUCUCAGCUAAACCUUCUCGCAGAUCCUUUGCGGUCAUAAUUUCCAGUUCCCCUUAAUUGACAUUCCUUAAUGACAUUUUGGAUAGUGGGAAUUGGGAGUUGGAAGCACCCUGAUAAUCUUCAACCAGCUGCUGGUUGUGGAGUAGGGGUGUUGAAUCUUUGUCUUGGAGAUUUCAGAUCCAAUAACUCUGAUAUUCAGAUGGUCCUGAAUGCCUUCAUUACCUGGAUCAGGUGUUACAGAUAAGGGUUGGAGCUACGGUCGUAGAUCUCCAGGACCAGGACUGGGCAUCCCUGUUGUAGAGUAUUGGCAAAAAGCUGGCAAGAGAAUUUAUUGUGUUCUGGAAUUGACAUCAGUUGACAAUUCAUCAAUUGAGACCCAAUAAAGUCCUGAGACUUUACAACUGGGUGUCAAAACCUUUGGCACAAUUCUUUCCUUAUUUAUUUAUGUUUUUUUUAAUAUAUUACAUAUUUUAUACUUCAAAAAUCAGACAAAAUAAUCUAAAUAUGCCAGGGUGUCCAACGUUUUGCAUGCAACUGUAUGAUGUGUGAUCACAAACAUUUAGAUUCAGUUUCUUUAAAUUCAUUUUCUGUUUUAUUUGUAACUGUUUUGAGUGUCAAAUGAUGGAACUGAGAUCAGACAGUGGGAAGAUCGGCAGGCUCGUUUUAUGGAAAAUAAGACAAUUAUUCAAACCAAUUUAUGAGUGGGGAGGGGACAAUGGGAUAGGGGAGAAAACAGGAAAUGAAAACCAAUAAAACAAAAAAAAAAAUAAAAAUCAUGGUCACAGUAAUAGCCUCAAUAAGCCACUACCACUGUUCAGACAUUCACUGGGCAACCAAAUUCAGAUGACAAUGAAUGAGAAGAUGGAAGAGGAACAAAAGGAGAAAAAGAAACAAAGAGAUGCACGUCAGUCUUGCCCUCAGCACUCUGGGUGCGCUUGUAAGAUGAGCAUUACAGUUUCUUUCCGGCAGACGUAAAAGGGUUCCACACCUACCAACUACCUAACAGCUGACUCAGGAACUGCUCUUUGCUCACCAAACAAAAGCAAGUCUUUUUAACCCCCCUGUCCCCUUCACUCUUCACCUCGCAAAGUCUCUUGCAACAGGUGCCACCACCAACUUAAACUCCAACCCACAGGUUUGGCACACAACCACCAGAGUCGAACCAGGACCAAGAGUAUUGCUCCUUGAUAGCUUUUUUUUGUUCUCUUUAAUAUUCUUUUAUAUAAAUUACUCUUAAAAACAUGACAAGGAGGUGCAUGUAUCAGAUGAACAUGGUCUGAAGGUCAUCACAACAAUAUUCAUCCAUGUUCCAUUCUGCAUGUACAUGCCGCUUAUUGGUUAUUUGUUUAAGAUUAGUUGAAAGCCAUAUUAAAAAAAAAAA